Messenger RNA from Solanum dulcamara, 492 nucleotides. RefSeq names its product zinc finger protein ZAT11-like. Bases 1 to 492 code for a protein of 163 amino acids. The record is from RefSeq and is a predicted model, not a curated record. NCBI's taxonomy places the organism in Eukaryota, Viridiplantae, Streptophyta, Magnoliopsida, Solanales, Solanaceae. Gene Ontology annotation, biological process: response to chitin. The transcript has a single exon.
AUGGGUUUGACAUGGAAGAGAAGUAGACUAGAAGAAGAAUCCGUGGAGAAAUUUGUGAUGGCGAGCUGUGUGGACAUCAUGAAGAGGAACGAGUCAUUGGGACCGCUCAAACUCUUCGAGUGCAAGACAUGCAAGAAAAAAUUUGAUUCUCUUCAAGCACUAGGUGGACACAAAGCAAGUCACAAAAGUUGGGCGAAUAGGUUCAUGUUGAUGAGUACUAAUGGCAACUCAUAUAAGCUCAAAAAACACAAAUGCUCCAUUUGUGGCGAUGAAUUCGCUAUUGCACAAGCGUUAGGCGGUCAUAUGGGAAAAUAUCACAAUAAAUUGAAUCAACUAGAUCAGAAGAAGAAAAAAUUGAAGGAAAAUUCGAAGAGUGGUGAAUCUGUGGAUGCUUUUCCGGAGAAGAAAUCCAAGUGUAGUGGAAGAACUUUAUUUUGGGAUUUGAAUUUGACGCCAUCUGAGAAUGAAUUAAUGACAGGGAUUUCUUUUUAG